AUGGGACUAUUGAGCAUCAUCCGCAAACAGAAGGCUAAGGACGCUGAGGUCCGUGUGCUCACGUUGGGCCUAGACAACUCAGGCAAGACCACCAUCGUCAAGAAGAUGUUGGGCGAAGACACCCAGGCGAUCUCGCCCACCAUGGGCUUUCAGAUCAACACCAUGACCCACGCAGGCUACACCCUCAACAUCUGGGACAUUGGUGGCCAGACCACGUUGCGAGGGUUCUGGGGCAACUACUUUGACAAGACCAACGUAGUGGUGUGGGUUGUGGAUUGUAUGAGUGUGGAGAGGCUCCACGAGUCGUACACUGAGUUGCGCGAGAAGGUUAUCUUGGAGGAUCGGUUGGUGGGGGUCUACCUCGUGGUGGUGAUUAACAAGAUCGACUUGUGGCAAGGCGAUUUGGAGGCACUCCAACAGCGGGUGGUGGAGGUGUUGGAUCUAGACAACUUGGUAGAACCGGAAAAGUGGACGGUAGCACUCGCCAGCGGCAUCACCGGCGAGGGGUUGGACGAGAUGCUUGACUGGGUGGUCCAGAGAGACUACUGA
This is a messenger RNA of Suhomyces tanzawaensis NRRL Y-17324, 549 nucleotides long. RefSeq names its product Arf family GTPase. Gene Ontology annotation, molecular function: GTP binding; GTPase activity. Gene Ontology annotation, cellular component: cytoplasm; microtubule cytoskeleton. Gene Ontology annotation, biological process: protein folding. The transcript has a single exon. Bases 1 to 549 code for a protein of 182 amino acids. Lineage: Eukaryota; Fungi; Ascomycota; Pichiomycetes; Serinales; Debaryomycetaceae. The record is from RefSeq and is a predicted model, not a curated record.